AUGGAGCGAUUGAGAACUUGUAGCAUUGGCGGGCCGCAGACGUUUCGCAUACAAAGCUUCCGCUCCCUGACUUGUUCUCCGCACUCCUCCGCUAUGAUGCUGAAGUGCGCUCUCGCUCUGGUUGGCUUGGCACAGGUCUGGGCCGGAGGCCAUGGACACGAGCAUUUGGCGGUGGUUCGCGUGUUCUCGACCGACGAAGAGGUGAUGCUGCUGAAUAUGAGCAAGAUGGGUUGGGACCAGACCGUGCCCUGCACGAACAAGUCGAACAUGAGCGCCAUCGACCUCAUCUUGGUGUACAGCAAGGACCUGUCCGGCAACUCUAUGGCCAACGAGGUCGUGAUGGACAUGGUGAACGGCUUCCAGAUGAAGAUGGACAUGGAGAUGUAUGGCUCAACGAAUGUGACAAUGGGCACGAUGUACGACUGGAUGGAGUGCUUCUCGGCCAUUAAGAGCAUGUCGGCCAUGCUGAACCCGGAGCAAGACGUCUACGACAGCAAUGGCUACACCACGAACAAGCACUGGGUCUCUGGCCCCAACCAUGUUUUCAAGAAGAUCUUGGAUGCCAUGUACAUGGGCGAGUACAUGGACAUGUACGACUCCUUCUUCCUCAUGGAGAUGGAUGCUGUCCCCAUCAAGGACAAUUGGCUCGUCCAAUUCGAGACGGAGGCGCACGAAGUUCACGACAGCGACCAGGCGGUGCGUGGCAGCCAGUACCUAGGCGACAAGUGGGAUCUCUUCAAGCAGAUGAUGCCCGUGUACUUGGUCGAGCACAUCAACGGCAACGCCAUCUACAAUCUGAAGAACAGCUGGACCAAGUACUUGUACCAGGCCUUCACGAUGGCCGGGGAUGCGUCGAUGAUGGAAGAGAUGGCCUUCGACGUGGCUUUCGCCAUGAUCACCAUGGCCGCGGAGUCGGGGGAUCCGAUGUAUGCUGCCAACUGGACGGGCAACAAUAUGACCUACAACACGCACACGAUGUUGGUGGGAAACUAUGCCAACACCCUCCUGAACACGAGCUUCGAGUUCGGCAGCUACAUCCGUCACGGCUCUUCCAAGAAUCUCUUCGAGAACUUGGAUGACGACAAGGUCACCUUGGGAGUGGCAUAUUUCGAUCAUCAGGGCCACUUCAUGGAGACUGUCCCCACUCACCACCCCUUCAAGAAGAUCCUGGGCAUCACCUACUUCGACCAGCCGAACAGCACGCAGACCAUCAGUGCUCCUGGAGGCGAUGUCACCAUGAUGAUGAAGCCGGCCAUGUAUGAGCCCUAUUUCCAUCUCUGUGAGAUUGCCGAGCUGGUGGACACCGACUGGUUCGCCCUCACGGACAACUACCACAUUGUGAAGGCUCCGGUGAGCGUCCUCAUGGACGACGAGAUGCUGGGCUUGAUGAAAGAGGUCGAUGCUGUUGCUGCGUCGGAGCAAAAGUUGCAGGAGCUGCGAGAGAGCUGUGCCGAGCACGGCGAAGCCUGGCUCCGCGACGAGCUCGGGAAGCGGACUCGCGAUCAGUUGCGUGGGCUCGCUGUCGCUGCGGAUGCGCAGCAGAAUAUCGCGGCGCAUUGCCGAGCAGGCGUUGCCGGUGCCUGCUCGAUGACUUAUGGCUCGGUCGAUGCUGUUGCUGCGUCGGAGCAAAAGCUGCAGGAGCUGCGAGAGGGCUGUGCCGAGCACGGCGAAGCCUGGCUCCGCGACGAGCUCGGGAAGCGGACUCACGAUCAGCCGUGCGGGCUCGCUGUCUGCCUAGCCCUGGCCUUCCAAAGUUUCCUCGGGUUGCAGCUCUGUGAACCGAAGCGCCGGGUCUCCAAAGACCUUCUGCUCGAAGUCAUAUUGGGACAGGUGACUGGACGGUGGGGUUGGUCUGUGUUCUGGCUCAUGGUAAUUUUCUCUUCCACAGGGAGGUGGAUCAAAACCGUUAUCGCCCAUGGUGGAACCAAGAGCAACUCCGCGAAAGAAGCACUUCCUUUCAGUGACCUCGAGGAUGACUACAUUGCUUGGAAGAUCAGUUCGCCAAACUACAACAUCUCUGAUGAUUUCACCCCGAAGGACAAGACGCGUUACGGAUGGCGAGCCUGGACCAGCUUGUGGAACCCGGCCCCGGUCGAUGACCGCAACUGCGACACCACGCUCUACGGUGUGAAGGAGUACCUGGAGACCCUCGGAAACAUUUCCACCUGUGCUGUCGACUACGUCGCAUGGCUACUACAAAGCGGCUACAUUUUGAAUUCGAUUGGGCAUGUUUUGAGUUUGAAAGCACAAGGCUUGGCUGCGAGCACCUUUCUGAACGAUUCAGCGAAGACUGAGGGCGCAGUUUACAGCGUCCUGGAAGCCGUCAUCGAGCUGUCGGUGGAGGAUGCCGAUGCAGUCAAGAACAACUACGACCUUGGCUACAUCUGGUUCCGCUGUGUGGGCUCUGACAAUGCCGUUGUCCUGGUCCCCGGGAAUGCCGGUGACCUCGCCUUCUUUGUCCUCCAGCACUACAUCAUCUUCGACUUGGAGCUCGACGACUACGUUCGGGAGUACCUCAACCUUCUCGGCAUGGAACACUGUGGAAUCGGUCCAAUCUCUACUGGUGAGGAGAAUGAUGUUGUGGAACCUCCUGUACUCGUGGUCUGUACCACAACGACUACUUCCAUUGCUACUCCUACGGCUCGUCGUCCCGACUUCCCCUACGAGCAUGUACAAGAUGCAGUUGCCCAGCAGCUCAUUCUUGGUGGACAAGCAGAUGUGCAUGUCUUCAUCAGGCGCAUGCUGGAUCACCAACGUCGCCUCCGUCGUCUUCAACUUCUGGUUGACGAAGCCAUUGAGUCGGCGAUGGAAUGGAUUCACCUGCCGCUGUCAGCGAGGUCGUUCAAUGUCGGUGUGAUGGAAUCGUCUGUGUGGCGAACUAUUGCGAGAGAAGCAGAUGAAGGAUCGGCGUCCUCCUCUCUGCCUCCGCCUGUGCCGAUCUAUCAUCCGGUGGUUCAGUUGAAGAAGGCCGACCGGUACCCCUGGGACAUUGGCCUUCGGAGUGGGAUCGCCCGCUCUAUCUGGUCCAAACUUCAGAAGAUGACGAUGUGCCUUUCUCUCUUCGUGAUGGAAGUGCCCAAGGUGUCAGUCCUGUUCCUCGUUCUGUUCGUCGUCGAGGCCGUCGAGUUCGUCAGCCACCUCAACUUCCGGAACCUGUUGGUGAACUACGUGCACUUGCUGAACUCCGUGAUGGUCCUCGUGGUGGGGGAAUUGGCUCGUGGACAAACCAACAUUCGGCUGAUGGAGGGGAAAGGCCUCGUUCCAGUGAUGCUUCGCAGACUGUGGUUAGUCGUCGUCGGGUCUCGCAUGAUCGUGAACGAAGCCGGAGUAGAGAUGCGUGAAGAAAGUAGUUCGCAUGAUGUCUCGUUGCCUCUUCUCUUGGAGGGAGGUGCUGGACCUGCUGCUGCGGAGAAAGGGUCAUCCUUUGCAACCUUGAUGGGUGUGGAUGUGGAGAAGGUGAUGCUGGAGUUCAUGGAGUCUCGACGCCUGGCCGGGGCAACGGGAAACGGCAACAUGCGGAGGAGGCUCGCCGAGAUGCUGACGGCGAGUUCAGAGGGGACUCCAAUGCUGAGGGCUCAAGCAUCAGAGAUCAAAGACGAACAGAUCUUCACCGUGGAAUUGGACUCCAUUGCCGACGCUGAAGUGACCUUGGGCUGGCAGAUGGAUGCGAUUUUGAGUUCAGGGAAUUGGAUUUACAGGAAGCAAGUUGAGUUUGAGACGGCAUCUGUGAUGAUGGUGAGCGAGGCUGGCAUCGGCGUCGAGCUGUUUCACCGACAUCGACCGCGGAAGUGGAUUGAUGAGUACCAGAAUCGGCUGUUGACACGGUCAUCUGACUAUGGCCGCGUGGGUGUGGGGCCUUCUGCCAUUGCUGGCAGCGGCAUCGAUGCCCAAAGGGCCCCGCCGAAGCGGCGCUUGCAGGAUUACAAUGCCAGCAAUGGGACAUACGUGAACGGCUUCCAGGCCGUGCAAACCUUUGCGCAGCAGACGCCCUUCCCCGUAUCCUGCUUCACUGCUUGUCCGGAGCUUGCCCUGCUCAACAACAGCUUCGCGGCGAUCUACGAUGAGCUCUCCGACGCGAGCCCGACGAGGACUAUUGAGUACUUGGCGGCGUUUGCGACCUUUGGGGAGCGCGUCUCUGCACUCUUCUGCCAGAACAGGGACUUGGCGGCGUGUAUCGCCAGCAAUCCUGCCUCCUGUGAUGCUGGUGUCGAGCCAACUGCGAGACGCUUGAAAGUAAGAAGCCAGCGAGCGAAACCGGCACGCAAGCCCGCUGUGGCGCCACGCAAGCCCCCUGUGGUGGUCGAGACGCAGCAAAUCCGACGGGCCGUUCAUUCUCGACUCUUGCAGGCGGGCUAUGGCGGCUAUGGCACUGGCACAACGGGGGGCUAUGGCGGCUACAGCGGGGCCGGCACCGGAGGCUAUGGUGGCUACAGUGCCUACAGCAGCACAACUGGGGGCUAUGGCGGCUACAGCGGAGCCGGCACCGGAGGCUAUGGUGGCUACAGUGCCUACAGCAGCACAACUGGGGGCUAUGGCGGCUACAGCGGAGCCGGCACCGGAGGCUAUGGCGGCUACAGCGCCUACAGCAGCACAACUGGAGGCUAUGGCGGCUACGGCGCCAACAACGCCUCAACUGCAUGCUGGGUAUGCGACUUUUUCGUCACAAACGCAACCUCGUACUUCAACAGUCUGGCGGACCCUCAGAUGUUGACCGUGGACGAGGAGAGCACCGCUUGCGCGUUGGCUUCAAUGAUCGACGUCUGCUUCUUCUCGACAGGCUGCUGCGAUGCGGGUUUCAACGCCCUCCCCGCCGAUCUGCUGCAGUUCUACGCGGAGACCAGUUCCUUAAGCUUCUGCAGCAAAGACUACUGGCCCUGCGAGGCCUCCGCGAGCACCACCACACCUUUUGGACCAACUGGUGGCUAUGGUGGCUUCGCCCAGGCUUGCAACGCCUCUGCUCUGGAGACCUGCAAUGCCACGAUGCAGAGCCUCAGUGCAUAUGUGGACACGAUCAACGUCUCCAACGCCUCGGCGGCAGAGGCAGCCAUGAUGUGCCAGAUGUACGACAGCAUCGACUCCUGCAUCUACGAAAGUGACUGCUGCUUUUCUUUGCCCUUCAUGAUCCCCGCAAACUUGAUGAAUCCGGACCUGCCCAACUGCUCCAGCAUCAACGGCAUCGAACCUCGAUGCUCUGAGUUGGCCGUUGGCGGCGUGUGUCAAGGCGAUCCCUACACCUUUGAUGCCGGCUACGGUCCCUGCGGGACGUACUCGCCUGGGAUGGCAAACUACCACUUUUGCGGACUGGACAAAGCAGGCGACUUGUAUGCGAACCAGGCCUGCCCCGAGUGUGGCAUGUGCUCGGUUGCGGACUACGAUGGCGCAGGUUCCAGCACCAGCAAUGGUGGGUUCUCCACAAGCUUUUACGGCGGCACCGGUGGCUACGGUGGCUUUACCACAUCUGCGCCAAGCACUGGCGACUUCAUUGGGGCCUGCCAAGGUGGUGAGACCACGUGGAAUGCCGGCUUUGGCGACUGCAGCACGUAUGCUCCGAAUUCCGGGAACCAUUACUGGUGCCCCUAUGACACGGACUCCAGUGGCAUCGUCGCCUACCAGGUGUGCCCUCAGUGCGGUCGUUGCUCUGGGUCGUCGUCCGCGGAUGAGGAGUUCGUGUCCAUCAACUGCGAUGAAUGCCACAUUUCGGCAUGGACCUCGACAUCUACGUGCCUGGACGUGAACGGCACUUCCACCGUUGAGGCCUGUGCGAACGAGACGCUGACCGCCGAGGGCUUCGCCUUCACCCUGGAGAAGCACAGCGACUGCUCCGGAGGUGUCAGGUGCGUCAUCUACACGGACGAGACAAACUUCUUCCCCACAGAUUUUGAAGCGCCCUGUGGUACCUUUGCGCUCGCGCAAGAGUCCUGCACGGAAAGCACCAUCGAGGGCGCGUUCUUCGUCCGAUAUGGCCUCGCGCCGCUGAUGCUGCCUGUGAUGGCGGGCACGAUCCCCUCUGACUUCCUUGACGCUUGGAGCCAGUGGUGGAAAGUGGGGUUGUCCGUGCGUCCCUACAGCCUGGCAAAAGAAGCUGCCUGCUUCUGCGACGCCUGCAGCUUCACCAAGAUCGCGACAAACUUUGCCACGACACCGGCGGUUUUGAUGCACAUCGACUCCGACGCCUUAGAGUUCGGGCAGGAGCUGCUUCAGGCCAAGGAGCACCAGAUCUGGAACGCGGCGUGCCCAAUGGUUGCAGCCAGGAGUUGCUUUGCGCAGAACCCGGUUUGCUCCAACUUCAGCUCCUCCCUGUCGUUUCUGGGCACUGCCUUUGCCGACCUCGAGACGCCGGAUAAUGCCUCGUGCAGCGCCGCAGGAUAUCCGAUCGACGGAAGCUACAAGCUCUCUUGCGGCUCCAACAUGUCCAACAUGUCCAAUACGUCUUCCAACACGUCUUCCAACACGUCUGGGACCACGGUUUGCCCGAGCAUCUACGUGGACUUCUGUGGCUCCCACGACUGCCGCGGAGGAGACGGCCUAUGCUCGACGGAUGAGAUUCUUUGCUUCCAUCGCGGCUACACGCCCUAUGGGAGCGUUGCCUGGGGGGAGGAGAGCCACAGCUGCGCGAAGCUGGAGGACGGCUGCGCCUGCAACGAAGCCUUUGAGGUGGAGUGCUACAGUCCUUACUGGCCACCUGGGCCGAAAGUGUGCGUGCCUGCAUCAAUGGGCUGCGCAUCCCAGGGGCUGGUGGAAGGCAGCCCAACUGGCCCCGGUGGUUACGGCGGUUACGGGUUCUCCACCACCUACUCGCCUGGAGGCUAUGGUGGUGGCAGUGGUGGCUAUGGCGGCGGGUACGUCUACUGCCCCGAGCUGUACUGCUACGAGAUGCCUUACAGCUCGAACGGCACGUUGGACUGGAACAUGUACAACUACACUCCGACGUGCAUCGACAAUGGUGCCUACGAAACAGGCUGCCCUUGCCACCCGCAGUGGGAGACGGCCUGCGAGAGCUGGGGCUCGAAAUUCUGCGUACCAGUGACGGAGGGCUGCUGGGACCCCUUCGACAUCGACUGUGGCUUCGGGCAGAAGAAGUGCCAGGACGAGUUUAGCACCUUUUGCUGGGAGGAGUCCUGGGGCAACUGCCCUCUCUACUGCACCAGCAACGAGACAAUGUGCCACAGCUAUGGCUAUGACGAGUUCGGCUACCAGAACUAUUCAGACUACCAGGAGUUCUGUGCUCCGUCUGCCACGGGAUGCCCCUGCAAUGCUCAGUUCGAGAACAAGUGCACCGAUCGAUGGGGCUACAGCUGGUGCCAGUCGAAGCAAUGGCCUUGCCCCAUCGUGUGCGGCGACAACGAGCAGGAGUGCUGGUUGACGCCCUACGGAUCGGAUGGCAUUCCGGACUGGAGUAUGUCCCAGAACCAGACAUGCCACCCAAUCAACGAGACUUGUCCCUGCCACGAGACGUACGAGGAGAAGUGCCACGACAACUGGGGCCACUGGUGCCAGACGAAGGCAUAUGGCUCCUGCCCGGUGUACUGCACUGCCAAUGAGAUGACGUGCUGGGUGGCGCCAUACGAUGCCAACGGCAGCAUCGACUACUACGCGAGCUGGACAGAAGUCUGCGCGAACAUCUCCGAGGGCUGCCCAUGCGACUCCACUUGGGAGAAGAAGUGCACCAGCCAUGGCUAUUCGUUCUGCGAAUCGAUCUUCAACAGCUGCCCCGUGGACUGUGGAAGCGCUUCGACGUGCUACCACUACAUCUCAGGCAACGAGUCGUGCGCCACAAACACCGGCUGCGUGUGUGAAUCCAACGAGAUCAGCUGCGCCAAUCCGGACAGCGGCCUCUCUGAGUGCUAUCCAACUGAUUGGUAUCCGAGUGGAUGUCCGGUGACCUGCGCCCACUACGAGAUGAUCUGCUCCCGGGUCUCCUUCUCCGCGGACGGCCUUAUGCAGUGGGAGGACUACUGCGUGAAUGGGACUGAGAACAACUGGAUGUGCCCAAUAUACUGCGAUGCUGCAACAUCGCAAAAGUGUGGCACUCCAGGCACCUGGGACGAGCACUGCAUCUCCAAGAACGAGACUUGUCCGGUGAGUUGCUCGGAGCAGUACUGCUGGGUGGACAACUACGACAGCGCCGGCAUGUGGCUUGACAGCUCCGAAUCUUGCGCUUCCUGGUCUGAAACGUGCCCCUGCGGCUCCAAUGCGGAGCUCUGCACGGACCCCUUCAUGGGCUACUCCUACUGCUCCCCUUCUUAUUGGGGCUGCCCGCUCUACUGCAAUCCACUGACCGAGAAGACUUGCUAUCCGGUCUCCUUCACCGUGGACGGUUUGCAAGAUUGGGAUGCACCCGCCAAUGAGAGCUGCCAGAACAUUACGCAGACUUGCCCCUGCGGUGCAAACGCGAAAAUGUGCCGAUGGACGGAUGAGUGGGGGUACGAGAAUGAGGUGUGCUACCCAGUGGCCGAGAGCUGCCCCGUCACCUGCACGUCCUCGGAGCAGCGCUGCUACCUCUUGGACUACGACGCCAACGGCUACCCCGGCCUGUAUCGCGAGACCUGCGUCUCCAAUGACGUGGUCUGCCCCUGCGGGACUAACUCGCAACGCUGCCAUGAUCCACACUGGGAUUUCCACUACUGCUACCCUCUCCGGGACUACUGGACCAACAGCACCAUGCGCUGCCCAGUGUACUGCACCGACGAACAGGACUACUGCUACAGCCCCAGCUACGACGCCUCAGGAAAUUGGCUCAGCACGGAGGAGUCGUGCGUUGCCAAGGGCACUCAGUGUCAGUGCACGGGGCAGAACUCCUUUGCCUGCGACUUCAACGAGUUUGGAUACAGCUGGCGUGAGUGCCUUCCUCUGGAAGGAGGCUUCUGCCCCCAGACCUGCGCCGAGGGGGAAGUUAGCUGUCCGUCGGUGGAGGAUUACAUGCCGGAUGGUACCUGGCUCGGCUUUUCCGACCCAUCUACGAGCUGUGCAGCCAGCCUGGACGACUGCCCAUGUGGCAAGGAGGCGAAGGUAUGCCCUGGCUCGACCAUGCGGUGCAUCUUCAAGGACGAGGAUUGCCCUGUCGUCUGCGGUGCGGAUCAGAAGAAGUGCUAUCUCACGGACUACACCACCGGAGAAGAGUUCAUCAGCGAUCGCGAGGUCUGUGUAAGCAACAACGCUGAUUGCCCGUGCGGCAAGAACACGCAGCGGUGCCCAGGGUCAGACGCGUGCCUCCUUGCGUCCAAGGCUGCCAUCGUCUGCCCUUGCGGAGAGUCCGAGAAGCAGUGCGAUGUGCUGGACUACACCACUUCAGGAAAGAAGUCCAAUAUCACCACGCAGUGUGUGAACAAGGGCAUUAAGUGCCCUUGUGGCAAGAACACGCUGACAUGCGCGGAUCCGAACGAUGCCGAAGCAGACAUUUGCAUUGCCAAGUUCAGCGGAUCGGUGCUGAACAGCUGUCCACAAGCCUGCACACCGACGCAGGAGGCUUCCGGCAACCGGACCUGUAUCCAGACUCACCUGAGCGAGACUGGUGCCUUCGAGUCUGAGACGAUUAGUUGCGUGCCUCCGGACAACUGCCUCGCCGGUAAGAACAUGCAGAAGUGCCCCUCCGGAGCUCACGUGCCUACAUGGAAGCAGUGCAAGGAUUUGUACGGCGUUGGGGCAAGCAACGCCUCGGCUGUGUCCAGUGGCGAGCAGCAGACCUCCACGGUGUUCUUGACACUCGACUCGACGGGCGACAACGCACUGGAUUCCCUGGAGACGGCACGGGUGGCUAUGAACGGCGAGCUCUACUUGCCCAAGGGGAUCCAAACCGAGAUGGUCCUGAAGACCGCCUCCGUCAAUCGCCGCCUCUCCUCGCGCUCCCCGCGCCGCUUGCAGGCGGCUUCUGGCGCCGUUGUGACGUUCGAGAUCAAAAACAAAGGUGCAAGCUCUGUGUCCCCUGCCAGUAUCGCCGAAGAGCUCAAGAAACAAGUCAAGAGCGGAAGUGCUGGAAUCUCGAGUGCCAUGAGCAAUGUCGGCAAGGUGGACACCAAGGCCGGUGUUGGAGUGGCCUCGUCGACGAAGACCAUCACGACACGCGAGGAGACGGUGCAGCAGCAGCGCGCGGCUAUCAUCGGUGUUCCGACCACCACCACGACCACGACCACGACCACCACAACUACCACCACGACCACGACGGAGGGACGCGAUUCCCCAACCACCACCACCACCACAACCACCACUACAACCACAACCACUACCGCGGGCAGGGACUCAGGGCGUGAAACGACGACGACGACCACCACCACCACCACCACCACCACAACCACAACCACAACCACAACCACCACUACUACCGAUGCGGAAGAAUCGAGCACCACCACCACCACCACCGACGAAGCUUCCAGCACUACCACCACCGACGAAGCUUCCAGCACCACCACCGCCGACGAAGCUUCCAGCACUACCACCACCGACGAAGCUUCCAGCACCACCACCGCCGACGAAGUUUCCAGCACUACCACCACCGACGAAGCUUCCAGCACUACCACCGCCGACGAAGCUUCCAGCACUACCACCACCGACGAAGCUUCCAGCACCACCACCGCCGACGAAGCUUCCAGCACUACCACCACCGACGAAGCUUCCAGCACCACCACCGCCGACGAAGCUUCCAGCACCACCACCACCGACGAAGCUUCCAGCACCACCACCACCACCGACGAAGUUUCCAGCACCACUUCCACCAGUGGAGUGCCGGCGGCAUGCUCAACAUGCGACGCGGUGGUCAGCAAUACGACCUCGUACUUCAACAGUCUGGCGGACCCGCAAAUGUUGACCACGGAGCAGGAGAGUGCUUCUUGCGCAUUGGCUUCAGCAAUCGAUGCCUGCUUCUUCUCGGUGGGCUACUGCGGCAAUGAGUGUUUCGACGGCCUCCCCGCAGAUCUGAUGCAGUUCUACGCGGAGACCAAUUCCUUGAGCUUCUGCACCAAAGACAACUGGCUCUGCGAGGCCAACAGCACCACCAGCCAGGAAACUGUCGAGGUCACCUUCCACAAAGUCCAAGUCCAACUGGAGAUGACCGUGGACGACCCGCAGACGAUCAUCGAGAAUGUGACUCUGGUCAACGCCAUGCGGCGCGGCAUGGCGAAUCUGCUCAACGUCUCCGAGGAUGCCGUCACUGUCAUCUUCGAAACCUCUCGGCGCCUGCAGUCCUCCACCACACUCAACGUGCUCUUUGAGGUAACUUUCAAUGAUGCGGCCGCAGCCGAAGUGACAAGGGCCGACGUGGCGAAUUCCACCGCGUCAGCGGCCACCCAGGAGCUGGGCGCCGUUCUCGCGGACGUGGGCUACCAGGGCACCGUGGAGGUCGUCGGCAAGACCGUUACUGUCGAGGUGGAGACGGUACAGGUUCCGGUGACGACAGUGACAUCGAGCUCAUCUUCCACUGAAUCUUCCACCGCUUCCACCUCCACCACCGAAAGUGAGUCUACAACUACCACGACCACGGAGUCAACUGAGAGCACGACCUCGACCACGACCAACUCGUCCACGACAAAGUUUCCUGCUGAAGAUCUCAUCGCAACUGAUGAUGCUACGUCUGUCAGGCUCUUCCUGUCCACCGGCCUGGCCGUCUUGGCCGCAGUGGCUUUCUAA
Symbiodinium sp. CCMP2592 is the source of this 11619-nucleotide messenger RNA. NCBI's taxonomy places the organism in Eukaryota, Dinophyceae, Suessiales, Symbiodiniaceae. The record is from the annotation of a GenBank genome assembly.